Messenger RNA from Elaeis guineensis (African oil palm), 2060 nucleotides. Lineage: Eukaryota; Viridiplantae; Streptophyta; Magnoliopsida; Arecales; Arecaceae. The record is from RefSeq and is a predicted model, not a curated record.
CUCUCCAGUCUGUAGGUUUCUUCUGCACGUAAUCUACAAAGAUUUUUGUGGAGAGAAAGAGAGAGAGGAAGUGGUGUGAUCAUUGACCUUUGAGAGUCCAAUGAGUGGUGUGAGCAACGAGAGGAGGAGAUCUGAGAUCUCAUUAAAAAAACAGAGAAAAGAUAAAUGUUGGGAGAUGUUGGCUGGUUGACUAGUAUACGUCAGGCCUCUGCCAGCACGUAGUUUUUCUCUGCAAUUUUUUUAUCUUUUCACCCUUCUCAAGCCCCCAGUGACAUCUAUAUAAAUCCCAUCACCAACCCAACUCCAUCUUCAUUCCAUUCCCUCUUCUCUGUCUUCUGCUCGCAAUUCAUUCUCAGUAUUUUAUCAGGCCUUUCUCCUCCUCUCCUUUGUUGUCCUCUGUUUCGGGACAUUUAGCAGCAACAGUACUAGUAGUGUUGGCAGAUGGGUGAGAACGGUGCUGCAAAAUACCACCAGCACGCAAAUUUCACCCCCAUGGAGGUUGCCAUUGAACUUGGUCACCAACAGGGAAGUUCCAAAUGCUUCGACAAUGAUGGCCGACUCAAGAGAACUGGGACCGUAUGGACAGCGAGUUCUCACAUUAUAACGGCGGUGAUCGGGUCCGGCGUGCUAUCGCUGGCUUGGGCCAUUGGCCAGCUAGGAUGGGUUGCUGGCCCUGCUGCUAUGCUCCUCUUCUCCUACGUAACAUACUACACCUCUGCCCUUCUUUCUGACUGCUACCGCUCCGGUGAUCCGAUGACCGGCAAGCGCAACUACACCUACAUGGAUGCUGUCCACGCCAACCUCAAUGGUUUCAAGGUCAAGAUCUGUGGCUUCCUCCAGUAUGCCAAUAUCUUUGGAGUUUCCAUUGGAUAUACCAUUGCCGCUUCCAUUAGCAUGCUGGCAAUCAAGAGAUCGAAUUGCUUUCAUGAGAAAGGACACAAAAAUCCCUGCCAAGCAUCCAGCAAUCCUUACAUGAUCAUGUUUGGUGUGGCAGAGAUCCUCUUCUCUCAAAUCCCAGACUUCGAUCAGAUUUGGUGGCUCUCCAUCCUCGCUGCCAUCAUGUCCUUCACCUAUUCCUCCAUCGGCCUCGCCCUCGGCAUUGUUCAAGUCAUCCAGAACGGAGGAAUCAAAGGCAGUCUCACUGGAAUUAGCAUUGCAGUUGUCUCCCCGACCGACAAAGUCUGGCGAAGCCUCCAAGCCUUUGGUGAUAUUGCCUUCGCCUACUCCUACUCUCUGAUCCUCAUCGAAAUUCAGGACACAAUAAAGGAAGCACCGCCGUCGGAGGCGAAGGUAAUGAAGAGGGCGACGCUCCUCAGCGUGGCGGUGACCACCAUCUUCUACAUGCUCUGUGGCUGCAUGGGCUAUGCUGCCUUCGGCGACAUGGCCCCUGGCAACCUCCUCACCGGCUUUGGCUUCUACGACCCCUACUGGCUCCUCGACAUUGCCAAUGCCGCCAUCGUCAUCCACCUCGUCGGUGCCUACCAGGUCUACUGCCAGCCCCUCUUCGCCUUCGUCGAGAAGUGGGCUCUCCAGACCUGGCCUGACUCCAAAUUCAUCACCAAAGAGGUCGAGGUCCCUCUCGGCCCCAGCCGGUGCUACCGUCUCAAUCCUCUCAGGCUAACAUGGCGCACUCUGUUUGUGAUCUGCACUACAGUGAUCUCAAUGCUUCUUCCUUUCUUCAACGACGUCGUCGGGUUGCUCGGCGCCCUCGGGUUCUGGCCGCUGACCGUAUACUUUCCGGUGGAGAUGUAUAUUGUCCAGAAGAAGGUGCCCAAGUGGAGCACCAAGUGGGUGUGCCUCCAGUUGCUGAGCAUGGCCUGCCUUGCUAUAUCGGUGGCGGCGGCCGCCGGGUCCAUCGCCGGGGUGGUGAACGACCUCAAGGUCUACCAGCCAUUCAAGACCAGCAAUUGAUGCAUAAUGCUUUGUUAAGAUACCACUACCGCUUUCACCCUCAAAGAAAAGAUAUCACUUCUGCUGUUGUUGCUUCCUGUUGUUUAUAAAUUGUAAUUCCCUUCCAAAUAAUUUUAAUAGAAAAGAAAGGCGAUUCCCCAAGUGACAAA